Molecule: messenger RNA, 1824 nt
Organism: Thlaspi arvense
Lineage: Eukaryota; Viridiplantae; Streptophyta; Magnoliopsida; Brassicales; Brassicaceae
Source: the annotation of a GenBank genome assembly
AAACACAGCAAUUCAAGUGAAAGUGUAUAUUGUACAUAGCCGACUCUAUAUACCUGGUUCUUAUUUCAAUCAAAUUAUGCCCAAAAAAAACCCCCACUAUAAAUAGCUUCACAUAACGCAAGUGUAAGAGCAGAGAAAGCACAACAGAAAGAAGUUAAAGAGAAAAUGGCUCGACUCUUAUCUCUUCUCUCUUUUUCCCUAACACUUUUGAUCCUUCUCCAUGGCUACACAGCUCAACAGUUUCCCAACGAGUGCCAGCUAGACCAGCUCAAUGCGCUCGAGCCGUCACACGUACUUAAGGCUGAGGCUGGUCGCAUCGAGGUGUGGGACCAUCACGCUCCUCAGCUACGUUGCUCUGGUGUCGCCUUCGUACGUUACAUCAUCCAGUCUAAGGGUCUCUACUUGCCCUCUUUCUUUAACGCCGCAAAGCUCUCCUUCGUGGCUCAAGGACGAGGUCUUAUGGGAAGAGUGAUCCCUGGAUGCGCCGAGACAUUCCAAGACUCAUCAGUGUUCCAACCCUUCGGAGGCCAGGGCCAAGGACAGGGACAGGGCCAGGGACAAGGACAGGGCCAGGGACAAGGACAGGGCCAGCAGGGACAGGGCCAAGGUCAGGGUCAAGGCUUCCGUGAUAUGCACCAGAAAGUGGAGCACAUAAGGAGCGGCGACACCAUCGCAACACCACCCGGUGUAGCCCAAUGGUUCUACAACGACGGAAAACAACCACUUGUCAUUGUUUCCGUCUUGGAUUUAGCCAGCAACCAGAACCAGCUCGAUCGCAACCCAAGGCCGUUUUACUUGGCCGGAAACAACCCACAAGGCCAAGUAUGGCUACAAGGACGAGAGCAACAGCCACAAAAGAACAUCCUUAGUGGCUUCACAGCAGAGUUUCUUGCUCAAGCUUUCAAGAUCACUGUUCAGACAGCGCAGCAACUCCAGAACCAGCAAGACACCCGUGGGAACAUUGUCUUUGUCCAAGGACCGUUCAGUGUCAUUAGGCCGCCUUUGAGAGGCCAGAGACCUCAGCAGGAAGAAGAAGUAGGAAACGGUUUAGAGGAGACCAUAUGCAGCCAGAGAGUCACCGAAAACCUCGAUGACCCGUCAAAUGCUGACGUGUACAAGCCACAGCUCGGUUACAUCAGCACUCUUAACAGUUACGAUCUCCCCAUCCUUCGCUUCCUUCGUCUCUCAGCUCUCCGCGGAUCCAUCCGUCAAAACGCAAUGGUGCUCCCACAGUGGAACGCAAACGCAAACGCGCUUCUUUACGUGACAGACGGAGAAGCCCAAGUGCAGGUGGUUAACGACAACGGUGACAGAGUGUUCGAUGGACAACUCUCGCAAGGACAGCUACUUGCCCUACCACAAGGGUUCUCCGUGGUGAAACGCGCAACAAGCGAUCAGUUCCAGUGGAUCGAGUUCAAGACAAACGCAAACGCACAAAUCAACACUCUUGCGGGACGAACCUCGGUCUUGAGCGGUUUACCAUUAGAGGUCAUAAGCAACGGAUACCAAAUCUCACUCGAAGAAGCGAGGAAGGUUAAGUUCAACACCAUCGAGACCACUUUGACUCACAGUAGUGGCCCAGCUAGCUACGGCAGGCCAAGGAAGGCUGAUGCUUGAGAGUUUGGAACGGAGUGAGCCUCUACUGUAAAAGGAAGUUAAGUAGUAGUAGUAAUAAGAGUAAUAAUGUCCGAAAAUGUGACUGGUUUUGUUGAGCUUUACUUGUAAAAUGUAACACUUCUUUUUGUUGAAUAAAAUCAUCAAGUUCAUAAAAGUCUAUGUCAAAACUUUGAUUCUUAGAUACUAGACCCUUUUAGAUAAGCUCAU